UUGUUGGUCUGUCGCACGGGUCCGUUUCAACACUGUAUUCCUCGUGUGCUUUUUUAAUUUCGUGUCGGCAAGCAUCCAAAAUUAUCACGAUGAAGUUUGCAACGGCUGUCACGAUCUUAUCUUUGGCUACGGCUUCAGCCUUUGUCCCUACUACAAUCUCCACUAGUAGGGCGACUUGUCUGUACUCGGGUGUUCCGGGAGGAUGGACUCCGGGCAGUGGCGGUGGAGGUGGCUGGGACGACAACAGUAGUAGCGGCGGCGGUACCGGCUGGGGUGCUCCAGCCGCCCCCGCUCCGGCACCGGCGGCUCCUUCCGGUUGGGGAGCUCCGCCGGCACCGGCUCCUGCACCGGCCAACGGCGGCUGGGGCGCUCCCAUGGGAGGCGCCGCACCGGCCGACAAUGGCUGGGGCGGAGGUGGAAUGGGUGCGGCGGCGCCGGCCGUGGCGCCUCCGGCACCGGCUCCCGCCAGUAACGAAGGUAACGCCAAUCCCUUCGGUACCAAGUCGCUGGAUUGGGGUGGCAACGAUAACGAUCCUAGCUCAAAAACGGUGCGUCUGCGUGAUCGUCUCAAUGAAGUGGAUACGGAGCGCCGUAAGAACGAAGAGGAAGCCGCUAAUCGUGAACGCGCGGCCGAAAUUCGGAAGGAAGAACGUCAGAAGAAGAUUGACUACAUGAACAACAUGCCCGAUAGUCAACCCGCUGGUACCGUGGAGGAAUUCAUGUUCAAGGAAGGUGUCCAGGAUCAGCUCGACAAGCUGGAUCGCGAACUCGUUGGUCUUGUCCCCGUCAAGAAGCGCGUCAAGGAAAUUGCUUCCCUCCUGGUCCUAGAUAAGAUGCGCCGCAAACUUGGAUUCGAAACCGCCGUACCCUCCCUGCAUAUGUGUUUCACGGGUGCUCCCGGAACCGGAAAGACUACGGUCGCUGUUCGUAUGGGACAGAUCCUGGCCAAGAUGGGUUACUCUCGUAAGGGUCACGUUGUCCUUGCCACGCGUGACGAUCUCGUCGGACAAUAUGUCGGUCACACCGCCCCCAAGACCAAGGAAAUGAUCAAGAAGGCCAUGGGUGGAGUGCUCCUGGUUGAUGAAGCUUACUACCUCUACAAUGCUGCCAACGAUCGUGAUUAUGGUCAGGAGUCCAUCGAAAUUCUUCUCAACGUCAUGGAAAAUCAGCAAGAAGAUUUGGUUGUGGCGCUCGCCGGAUACAAGGACCGCAUGGACAAAUUCUUCUCCUACAUUCCAGGUAUGAUGUCUCGUAUCGGAAACCACAUUGACUUCCCCAACUACAGCGCGGACGAAUUGGUGCAAAUUGCCUCCGUCAUGGCCAGGGAAUUGGAGUACGAUAUUGACGAUAACGCCUACCCAGUCUUCAAGGCUUACAUCGAGAAACGCAUGACCCUGCCUUUCUUCUCCAACGCCCGUACUGUCCGCAAUGCCAUGGAUCGCGCUCGGAUGAAUUCCGCAAUCCGAACGUUCGAACGUUUCGCAAUCAACGGAGAAAAUGGUGGUAUCUGCACGGUAUCGGACUUGAAGAAGAUUCAGGCUGACGACUUCCAAGUGUUGCUUGAUGAUAUCAACAACGCCGAUGUUUCCAAGCGUAUCUUUUCUUAAAUCGUAUAACUGCCGGGUAUUAGCUACAUUGAUUAUGCCGCCUUUUUGUUUCGCGUGACGACUCUAUCAGGUACAUUCGGUUG
Molecule: messenger RNA, 1690 nt
Organism: Phaeodactylum tricornutum CCAP 1055/1
Lineage: Eukaryota; Bacillariophyta; Bacillariophyceae; Surirellales; Neidiaceae
Exons: 3
Coding region: 90-1607 (505 amino acids)
Molecular function (GO): ATP hydrolysis activity; ATP binding
Source: RefSeq, a predicted model, not a curated record